Molecule: messenger RNA, 1636 nt
Organism: Linum trigynum
Lineage: Eukaryota; Viridiplantae; Streptophyta; Magnoliopsida; Malpighiales; Linaceae
Source: the annotation of a GenBank genome assembly
CGGCACCCGAACCUACAAAACCACCCACCACUACACAGCACACACAAACUCUCUCAGCUCAGAGUGUCGGUCUGCUCUGCCUCUGCCGCUCUCUUACAAAAAUGGUGGCAUGCGAAUCAGCAGCAACUUGAAAACAAACACUAUUAAAAAACACAAACCAAAACCCUCCCUUUCUUUCUACCCACUACUGCAAAUUCCCUGUGCUUUUCUCUCCACUUCCACUGAGUCGUCGUCUCCUCAGUUCCAAGAACCCACUUAUUCCUUUUUCCCCUCUGUUGCAGCAAACCCUCCCCUCAAGCUUCCCUACGAUUUCACAAUUCCCGAUUGGGACUUCGUUUCUGUCAACUUCCCGGUGUUUCAGUCUCUGGGUACUCAUUUAAUUCCCCUCUAGAAAGCGACAAUUCCCGGCGAAAUGCAUUCGGCGAAAUCCGAGUCGGACAUGACGAGCCUGGCCCCGUCGUCGCCGUCGAGGUCGCCGAAGCGGCCGGCGUACUACGUGCAGAGCCCGUCGAGGGACUCGCACGACGGGGACAAGUCGUCGUCGAUGCAGGCGAGUCCGAUGGAGUCUCCCUCCCACCCGUCGUUCGGCCGGCACUCGAGGAACUCGUCGGCGAGCAGGUUUUCCGGGAUAUUCAGGUCGUCUUCUGGGAGGAAAGGCGGGAGGAAGAGGAGCGACAACCCGCAGAAGGGUGGGUGGAAUGAGAAGGGUUGGCCGGAGUGUAAUGUGAUAAUGGAGGAAGGUGGGUAUGAGGAUGACGAGAAGGCGUUUGUUCGGAGGUUUCAGUGUUUGAUUGCUCUCUUCAGCUUCGUCCUCUUGUUCACCGUCUUCUGCUUGAUUAUUUGGGGCGUUAGUCGGCCUUACAAGGCACAAGUAUCGGUCAAGAGCUUGACAGUGCACAACUUCUAUAUCGGAGAAGGUUCAGAUUUCUCAGGCGUGACAACAAGGAUGCUCACAGUCAACGCGUCACUGAAGAUGAGCAUAUACAACCCUGCCACCAUCUUCGGCAUCCAUGUCACCUCCACACCGAUCAAUCUCAUUUACUCCGAGAUCCCAGUUGCAACUGGCCAGGUGAAGAAAUACUACCAGCCAAGGAAGAGCAGAAGAACAGUAACGGUAGUGGUAGAAAGCAACAAGGUGCCAUUGUACGGGGCCGGAUCGAGCUUGAUGGCAGCCGAGACAGCUGCUGUUCCAAUGAAGUUGAAGUUUGAGUUGAAGUCGAGGGGAGACGUGGUGGGGAAGCUGGUGAGGACUAAACACAAAGUUCAGAUUACUUGUCCUGUGGUUCUUGAUGCGACCAGGACUAAACCCAUCAAGUUCAAGAAGAACUCCUGCACAUAUGAUUAAAGCUAUAUGUAUAUAGCAGUGUGUGUUGUUUUUUUGUCUUGUUUUAAAGCUUUGAAUUCUGGGAAGCGUUGAUGUAUAUCUUCCGCAAGGAAAUAACCGUGGAAGGGUUAUGUUGUGCUGCUGUUGAGUGGAGAUGGUUUUCGCUGUGUAUAAACCUGCUAGUCUCUGGUUUUUUUCCCCGCAAAUAAAAUGUCAAAGCUCCACCUCUGUAAUUUGGGAGGAAGGUUGAUACCAUUCUACAAAUUCACCGCUAUGCUUGUUCCUUAAGUUAAAUACAGAGCAGAGUUAGGG